This is a messenger RNA of Durio zibethinus, 1546 nucleotides long. RefSeq lists its product as uncharacterized. NCBI's taxonomy places the organism in Eukaryota, Viridiplantae, Streptophyta, Magnoliopsida, Malvales, Malvaceae. The record is from RefSeq and is a predicted model, not a curated record.
UUGUGGUAUUACUCUAUCAUGCAAAAUCUACCAACUACUGCUACUUACGAACUUUGUCGUUUGCAGGCAACGUUAAAGAGGUAUCCAAAGUGGGCAGUGAAAAUUCUAUUGAAGCAGAAAAUAUCAGAACCAGACGCCCUUCCAUUAUUCUAAUUAUCACCACCAUUGCCAUUGGUGGGUCCAUUUUAAUUCUCCCGCUUUUGAAAAUCUCCAGGCAAAGACACACCUCUAAUUUGUAUAUUUUGAAUCAUCGGCUACUAGGGACCACCAUUCCCAUCAUCUGCAAUUUCUAUGCACUUUAUCCCCUACUUUUUCCCGGAAAAUUUUCUUGCCCUUUACCAUUCACGCUUAACUACUUGGUACUAACAAUUUAUUUUGUUGGCGAAAAGAGCAGACCCUUCAUCUGGAACUAGGGUUUCCAUUUUCUUCUGUCCUGUUUUCUUUUUUUUUUUUUCUCUUUUAAUCUUUGCAAACAAAGCUCUAUCUGGCUUCUUGGUGACAAUGGUGAUGAAGAAGCUUUGUUUCUGUGAGUGGAUUCUACUAUGUCAUCUGCUGCUGGCAACUAUUGUUUGUUCCAAGCACCAUGGAAACCCUGCAAAUGAUCUUGUUGAGUUCAUUAACCAAAAUAGAACUGCUCAAAAACUUCCACAACUAAGUGACAGCCCAGGACUUGGGUGCAUGGCCCUCCAGUAUGUUGAAUUAUGCAAGGGAAACUGCAGUGGCAACAGCGCUGUAAACUGCAAACCACCAGAUGAUGACUUCACUGAAGUUUUUGCUCCUAAUUGUGGAGUGGAGCUGCCCACUAUUGGCACCAUUACUGGCCACAUUGUGGGUUGUCAAUCCAAAUAUACAGAGCCAUCACUAGCUUUUUCAAACGUUCUUGUUAAAGACCGGAAGACCUUAUCUCUUCUGAGAAAUAAAUCGCAUAGUGCGGUGGGAGUUGGUUUGGUUGGGUUCCAUAAAGGUCCCUUCUUUUGGUGUGUUCUAUUUAGUAAUGGUCGGACAAAUUCUACGUUUGUUCUUGAAGAUCGCGGUCAAGGGAUUAAGCAGAAGAAAGGAUGUUAUAGUGGAAGUUCAUUUCCUUGCAAUGCUGGACAGAGAAAUGCCAUGUUUUUAAACUAUAUUAUUACUAUAAGUUAUUUAUUUGUUUCUCUGUUAAACCACUUUUGAUUCAUAUCAUAAAUUUCUUGCUUAAUGAGACGAUGCCUGGAGAUAUUGUAACAAAAAACUAUCCUUAAGAAUGUAAUUUUCCCAUAUUUAUUCCCACUUUCCUCUUUUCUUUAGUGUAUACGUACUGCCUGAGAUCUUGAAUGAAUUUUUGAUAUUGCAACAGCCUGUUGUUUUGCUUUAAUGAAUUAGGGUUCUGGGCUGGGUUGGACUCAACACUUAUGUCUUGGGCCUCUCAGGAACUUCAUUUCAAACCCUCAAUUGACAAACAAAAUUGAAAUUUCAGUAAAAUUACAAACACGAGUUGAACUUAAUUUCUUUUUGAAGGUAGUAGAUGGAGGUUAAAAACAAAGAACAAACACGUACAAAACUACUUAAU